AAAUAUCAUUUUCAAGUAUUAUAAAUUGAUGCAUCAAUAUUGACCUAUUAAUGCCGUUUAUUAAUAUUUGACAUUAUUAUUUACACUUGAUCUCACACGACAGUAUAUAUACCACCAGAAGAUGUUGUGCAAUAUAUUUUGAAGUGACGGCGGUCAUAUUUGGGCACCCCUACAGGUUUCACUGAUCAGUUCUGCAAUGGCUGCUAACUGGAAAUACGGCAGAAGUGAGCCUCCUCCAGGGGGUUCCUUUGCCAGGGUGAUGCAGAGAGGCGAUGGAGCUUCCCCUCGGCCUUCCAGUACCAAUAGUUCCCAGAGUUUCCAUAGCUUUGCCUCCAGUGAGGACUACCAGGAUCAUGGACCCCGGCCUGGCCAGGAUAUCUGUAUCGGGGAGGAAGUCAAGAUAGCUAUUCAUUUGGCUAUGGAGCGUUUUCGUAUGAAUGAAAGUCAAAAGGAACUUGAGUUUCCAUCAUCACUGACAGCUACAGAGAGAGCCUACGUACACAAGUUAUGUGAAGGGAAUGGAUUGAAGUCGAGGAGUAAAGGCAAGGGCAGUGGAAGAUUUCUUACUGUUACUAAAAAAGAAGGCUGUUUGUCUUCCCAGUCGUCUGCCUCAUUCUACCUAGCAAGAAAUAGCCGUCAACAAAUUCUGAAUCUCCUACAAAGAUACCCUGUCUCCAAUAAGGAACGCCAGGAAUUGAUACCAAGAGUCGAUAGAAAUCAACCCAAUGAUGUUGGUAAAGAACUGAACAAAACAACUAUUGGUAAACUCAAUAAUGGAGUUGCCCAGGUGCCCCCACCUCGAAGUGACUCUGAUCUGAAUGCUUUUCGUGAAGGAUUGCCUGUCUUCAAACACAGACAGAAUAUCCUUGAUACCCUCAAUAAUAACCGAGUUAUUUUGAUAUCUGGUGAAACUGGAUCAGGAAAGACUACACAGGUUCCUCAGAUGAUACUGGAUGACUGUUGCAACAAGAAGCUACCUUGUAGGAUAUUCUGUACACAGCCCAGAAGAAUAGCUGCUCUCAGCAUUGCUGAAAGGGUGGCUUUAGAGAGGGGAGAGAAAAUUGGUCAGACUGUUGGGUAUCAAAUACGACUGGAGAGCAAGGUGUCUCCUAAAACUUUGCUUACAUUUUGUACAAAUGGUGUUCUCCUCCGUACUUUGAUGAAUGGGGAUGCCUCCUUUGGUGGUGUUACACAUAUAAUUGUGGAUGAAGUUCAUGAAAGAGACCGGUUCAGUGAUUUCUUACUGGCAUCCAUGGACGAUCUGAUGACGAAACAUUCUCAUCUGAAAGUAAUCCUUAUGAGUGCUGCACUGAACACACAGCUGUUUGUUCAGUUUUUCAAUAACUGUCCUGUAGUUCAUAUACCUGGCACACUUUUUACUGUGAAGGAAUAUUACUUAGAAGAUAUAUUGAAGUGGACAAAUUACAGCAACAAAGCAAUGGAAAAAGCACAAAGAGAGAAGACAAAGGUGACAAGACAGCAAGAGCAGUUAGAGGAAUGGUGUGCUAAGAUGAGUAUUGGAAGUUCAGAGAAGGAAGAGGAAUCUGACACUGGUAAAGCGAGCCAAGCCAACACUGAAACAACACAAAAAAACGCGAAUGAAGAUAAAGAAGAGCUCCAAGACUGGAUAGUUAAGGAAAUGGAUCAGUAUCUCACUGAUAUUUUCCUGAUCGGAAGUGAAGACAAAUUUACCCAGAUGGUUCAUCUCAUUAUGAGUGAGAAUGUCAGUGUGGACUACCAGCAUUCUGAGACAGGUGUCACACCUCUAAUGGUGACUACUGCCAGGGGUCUGUCCGAAGAAGUAGAACAGCUGCUUAAUCUUGGAGCUAAUGUUAAUCUCCACACACCAAAUGGCUGGACUGCCAUUGACUGGGCCAAGCGCUUUCAGAGAGUAGACAUUUUAGAAAUGUUAGAAGCUCUAAUGCUGUCGAAUGACGUUGGACCUUCUGGAGACUCUGUGAUAGAAGCUGAUAACCGGUUAUUGACAGAUGCAGAGAAGGAUCUUUUGUCACUGUAUCAGAACUGCUUUGACGACGAGAAAGUGGAUAUCCAGCUCAUCCUCAAUCUCAUUUACCAGCUUAUGAUUAACUACAGUGAAGGUGCUAUUUUGGUCUUCCUACCAGGGUAUGAUGAUAUUGUUGGUCUAAGGGAUUUGAUUGCAGAUGACACCUUUUUCCACAAGUAUAAAUACUUAGUUUUCACUCUACAUUCUGCCAUGCAGUCAAAUGAUCAGAGGAGAGUGUUUAAAACACCACCACCAGGAGUACGAAAAAUCAUCCUGGCCACCAAUAUUGCUGAGACUAGUAUCACCAUUGAUGAUGUUGUGUUUGUCAUUGAUUCUGGGAAGGUCAAAGAGAAAACUUUUGAUGCUUUAUUGUCUGUCACCAUGUUGAAGAGUAACUGGAUAUCAAAAGCCAGUGCCCUGCAGAGAAAGGGCAGAUCAGGGAGGCUGAGACCAGGCCAUUGUUAUCACCUGUUCAGUAAAGUGAGAUACUCAAACCUGAUGGACUUUCCAGCUCCAGAGAUACUUCGAUACCCUCUCCAGGAAUUGUGCCUACAUACCAAGCUGCUUGCUCCCAAAACCUGCUCCAUUGCUGAUUUCUUGUCAAAGUGCCCGGAGCCCCCUACCUUCCUUCUCACCAGGAAUGCUAUACAUCUCCUCAAGCAAAUAGAUGCCCUGGAUUCAUGUGAGGACUUGACAGAGCUAGGACAUCACUUGUCAGAUCUUCCUGUGGAGCCAUGCCUGGGAAAGAUGGUGCUGUACUCAGUUGUCCUCAAGUGUUUGGACCCUGUACUCACCAUUGUGUGUACAUUAGCCUACAAAGAUCCAUUUGUAUUGCCCAAUCAGCCCAACUUGAAGAGGGAAGCAAGUAUGUCUCGACGUAAAUUUGCUGCUGAUACGUUUAGUGAUCAUAUGGCUUUACUGAGAGCUUUCCAGGCAUGGCAGCGAGCCAGAACCGACGGUUGGGAGAAAAGCUUCUGUGAUAAGAAUUACCUGUCCUCGGCCUGUAUGGAGAUGAUUGUUGGAAUGAGAACACAGCUGCUUGGUCAGUUGCGGGCAUCAGGAUUUGUACGAGCACGAGGUGGAGGAGACAUCAGAGAUCUCAACACUAACUCGGAGAACUGGGCUGUCGUGAAAGCUGCCCUGUGUGCUGGCAGCUACCCAAAUCUGCUCCGAGUAGACCGGCAAAAAGCCAAACUUACCACCCAGAAAGAAAGUAAUGUGUUCUUCCACAUGAGCUCUGUGGUAAGUCAGAUUCCAAGCUCAAAGAAGACCCAGAAGAGCCAGUUUAUUAAAAGCCUGCGCUCUGACUGGUUAUUCUAUCAGGAAAUGACCCGGUUCCAGCGUCACCCUAUGGUAAGGACCUGUACUAUGGUGUCCCCAAUCACUGUGGCAGUGUUCGCCGGACCAGCCAAGCUAUCACCAGACUCCGUCAAGGACAGGCAUUUGAACAGAAAUUUGGGGAUCAGAGGAGAGUUUGGCAGUGAGGAAAGUGAUAGUGAAGGUGAGGGCAAAGAAGAUGACAGGAAAACCACACUACAGUUGGAUGAAUGGCUUGGCUUCAAACUCGACAACGAGACGAUGAGCAUUGUGUUACAACUGAGACAGAAGUGGAACAGCCUGCUUUUACGAAGAAUGAAGUCACCUUCCAAGACAUGGUCACAACUUGAUGAGUCUGUGGUUAGAACAAUUGUCAAUGUUUUAACCAAUGAGGAGCAGACAAUGGGACUACAGCAGCCCGCUGGAAUUGGUCAGCGACCCAGACCUAUGACUGCUGAGUCAAUCAUGUCAGGAGGCAGUGGGAAAGGCAACUUUGACUUUGUUACACCCCCACGGAAGAAUUUUCAGUUUCAGCAAAGAGCCAGCACGAGUGGAGUUGAGACAACAUCAUCCAGUAGUAGUAAUUCUCCGUCGACCAAUACCAGUCUGAGGGGUAGUCAGUCCAGUACACCCUCCAUGAGUCCCGGUCCAGCUUCCCCAGGUGGUAACCAUGGUCUAUCGGUCAGCUUCUUUGUUAUGAAAUGUAACAGCCAAAAACAACUGGACAUGUCCAUGAACAAAGGAGUAUGGACCACUAAUGCAUCCAACAAUAAGAAACUCAACAGUCUGUUUCAGGAAGGAAAAGCAGUUUAUCUGAUAUUCUCCAUACAUGGAAGUGGCCAUUUCCAGGGUUACGCCAAGAUGAAAUCAGAGUUUGUAUACAAGAAGGCUCAGGACUCUAGUCAUCAUGGGUCUGACUACUGCUGUGAUAUUGAGUGGAUCAAAAGAGCAAACUUGCCAUUCCAAAGUACCCACCAGUUACUGAACCCCUGGGAUGACAACAGAAAAGUACAGAGCAGUAAGGAUGGCCAGGAGAUUGCACCACAUGUCGGAGAAGCCCUGGUCAAAUUGUGGGACAAAUACUCAGGUCCUCAGGGAAAAUCUUCCCCCUUGGUGGGUAAUAAGCCACAAUAUGCUGGGAAGAGAGGUGGUUUCCACAGCACAGCCUCACCUGAAGGACAUGGCAGCUACCAGUCUGCAGGGAAUGAUCCCGGUGAAUACUCAACUCACAGUCACCGUAACUUCUACAACAGAGGAUACCAGGAUCACUCAAACUAUGGAGGAUAUCACGUCAACGAAGGGUCACAUAAAGGUCAAAGAGGUCAAGGUCAAAGGGGGAAGUCACCGAUGAAUCAGGGACUUCACUUUGAUAACUAUAGUGGCUACCACACUGGUGGAUACCAGGACAAUGGGGCACCACCCAGAACUGAUUACGGACCAUUCAAUUAUCACCAGAGGGGUCAAGGGUCAGGAGGUCAUCAGCAUGGAGGUCACAGGAGAGGAAAUCACAACAGAUCUGGGAAUAAGAGAUAGCUGAAUGAUGUUAAUGGCUGAUCAAGAUGUAUGCCAAUGAUCUUAUUUAUGACUUCCCAGACAGCAUUUUAUUGGAUUUGUGUGUCAUAUACACAUGUUACUACUGGCAUUAAUUUCAGAUGUUUUCUAACAAUAAUUUAUUUUUUCUAUGACAUGUUUAGAUUUUAGCUCCCCUUCGAGGGAAAGUGAGGCAUGGUGCAGCAUCCGUCAUUCCUCAACUUUUCUGAAUCAUAAGUUGAUUGUUAUUGCACUCUAUUGAAAUAACUAAAGUUGCUUUUGAAUAACCGUCAUACCUUUGGCCAUGGCAUUUGACUUCAGUACGGUGAUGAGGACUACCAAACAUUUACCAAUAUUAUAUAUAUGACUUCGAUCUACACUCAAGAUCACUGGGGUCAAAUGUUUGCAAAAGUUGAAACCAUAUCAACUCAUUUUUAGGGGUAAAACACAUGUAAUAACGAAAAAUGAUACCAGGUAUAUGUUUUAUAAUAAAAGUCUUCAGUAUGAGAUCCAAAUUUUGCCAGAAAUAAACUGGAGAUUCCAGUCCUAGCCUAGAGACUCACAGGUCUGUAUAGUAUUAUGUCUUGUGAUGGUUAUUAAUGUAUACACCUAAACAAGUCCAUUGUAUGACAUUUAAGAAUGUUCUAACACAGCAGAGGAAAUGAAUGAGGACUUGCUUCUCUAAAAUAUUAUGACACGUGGAUGGUGUUGUAUAUUUUACAAUUUGGGAGAAAGUUCUGUAUAAAAUCAUCGGACAUGCAAUUGCAUAAAAUGUUGAGUUACAAACCCUGCAGCAUUACAGGCAGCUAGUAAUAAAAAUGUGUUGGUGCAGGGAUAUGUUACUUAGACUGUUUACACACAUAAUGUAUUUCAUGUGAGACAGCUUUAACUAGAACAUUCAUUCUCUACACUAUCAAGCAUUGUUUACAGUUUGGACUUUCAGCAUAAUUUUCAUGUUGAUUUAAAAAAAAAUGAUGAAAAUACAUUUUAACAUGUAGCCAGUGAAAAUAUAACUUAAAUCUCUGAUGGAUAUUUUUCAAGUGCCAAAACAAAUUAGGGAAGGAUAACUAUCAAGCUCUAUCAUUGUUACUUGCAACCAUUUCAUAGUGAUAUUCAUUGCAAUCUAAAUGAACUUACUAUUACCCUUAAAUCUUUGUUUGUUUUGCAAAAAAUGCUUGAUUUAUGCUACCUGUUAAAUAGUCCUUUGAAUUUUAAGAAUUUCUGUUAUUGUGUUGAAUUCACAUGUUUCCUUAACCAUGAAAAGAAGAAAUGUUCACUAUUUUGUGUUGAAUUUGUGAAUUAAUCUAUCACGAAAAACAAAAACUGCCAUGAAAAUGAUUUUUUGUUUUAAUUGUGUUACAACAAAGUUGCUAUGUUUUUGCAUGCAUACACUGCUUAGUAUAAUGUUGGUGCUGAUGACAAGGGGAAAAAGUGUGCAGUCAGCUGAAGAGAGAGAGAGAGGGGGGGGGAGAGAUUUUCUGGAAUGAUGACUUAUUAGUUGACAAGCUUUAUAAGCAAGAUAUGGUAUAUGUAUACAUAGAAAAUGGGUUUCCAUUUGAUGUCUGAUCUAUGGAAAGGUAGUAUGAAAUGUUUGUGACAUGUUUCAUGAAUUUAAUUUGAAGUGGAAACAAAUACAUGAUUCUAUUUCUAACAUGACGACAUGCAAUACAUUUUUGAAAACAGCAUUGAUAUAAAAUCAACAUUAUUAAAUUACCACUUCAUUCAUCUUUCUUUGGUGACAUCACAAUACAUGUAAUGAGAAUAAGCUAUUUAUAGGGUCAAAUUGAACUAGAGGAGAGUUUGGGGUCAAGUCAGUAGGGAUUUUUCUAUACCAUAAAUCACACUUCAUCUCUGUCAUACUGUAUUUAAAUGUUCACUGUUCAAUGAAACUUCCGUCCAUCCAUCAUGUUGUAUCUUUCCCUUGUAACAUAGUCUCCUGUCAGCUGCAGUAUUGAAGCUCAUUACUGUAUUAAUCUUAUUAAGUCAAUCUUUCACAUUGUUAACAUAUACACAAAGAGAUUUGAACAGUGUGAAUUUGUUCGUAACUCAAUUAACUUUAUGACAGUACAACUGCAUGAUGUCACUUUUAUGUGAGGACAGAUUGGAAAAGUUAAUCUAUAUGUGAUUAACACAACUUUAAUCAAUAAUUAAGAAACAGUGGUUAAGUUAUGGCCUAUAUUCAGCAUGAACUAAAUAUAACCUAAAAUUAACAAGAUGUAUUUCUAUAUAGAUUAUAUAUAUGGACAUUGGAACUUAUUAUAUACCAGUCUGGAACAUUGUUUUUAACAUUUUUAAAAAUGUGGAAGAUGGCCCUGUUUUUGAUUGUAUCUUAAAUGCAUAAUUGAGCCUGUUCUGAGAUGUUAAAGUUUGUUCAACUUAGCAGAUACUGUACAUGUAAAAUCUUGAAAUAUUUAAAGGGAGAUAAUUCAUGCAGAGAUUUUAAAAUCUUUUGGAGACAGUCCAUAUAGAAAUGUAAUUCAUGAUGUUUAAGAAAUUAAUAUUUAUAUAAUAUUUAAUUUAAGGAGAACGAGAAAAUUAUUGUCCAAGAUCAAUGAGUUUUUACUUGCUAGUUGUAAAAGAGAUGAGCCAUUUUUCAGGCCCCAUUGGCCUGUUGUUAUUGUGUAGUGUUGUUUUAUGCAAUUAAGGUGUACCAACAUCUUGCUGUGAUUAUGUUAUCAAAGGAAAUAAUAAAAUUGUUGUAUUACA
This is a messenger RNA of Pecten maximus, 7558 nucleotides long. RefSeq names its product 3'-5' RNA helicase YTHDC2-like. The record is from RefSeq and is a predicted model, not a curated record. Gene Ontology annotation, cellular component: intracellular anatomical structure. NCBI's taxonomy places the organism in Eukaryota, Metazoa, Mollusca, Bivalvia, Pectinida, Pectinidae. Gene Ontology annotation, molecular function: ATP binding; RNA binding; protein binding.